Molecule: messenger RNA, 1184 nt
Organism: Saccostrea cuccullata (small rock oyster)
Lineage: Eukaryota; Metazoa; Mollusca; Bivalvia; Ostreida; Ostreidae
Product: cysteine-rich secretory protein 2-like
Exons: 9
Coding region: 276-1160 (294 amino acids)
Source: RefSeq, a predicted model, not a curated record
ACAUGCUUUAUUGUGUGACUUUUAUGGAAAAUCAAAGAUUAUCCGAUGUCGAAUUUGAAUCACAGUAGAUCAUAGGGUUAUCUGCCUAAGAAAUAUCAAUUACUGUCGGAACAAUAGCUAAAGUGAAGUUUGAACAGCUAGGUUGAAUACCUACAGAAAACUGAUUGGUCAAGACUGGCCAAUAGGCUUAAUAAAAGAACUUUAACACUUUUAUGGAAAUAAACAAGAUAAUAACAGAGAGAGGGUCGGACUACCGUCGGCAAAAAUAAUCAACAAUGAUUCAAUUUAGAAUCUACUUUAUUUUAUUUAUUAAUUUUUUAGAAUUGACACAGCUGAGAGCAUCUCGGCUACGAAUUCGACAAAUUGAAGAAAUCCUUCAUGAACAUAAUAGACAUAGACGGAAUCUUGCCAUGGGAUUGUACGGUACAAGGGUAUCCAACAUGAGAAAACUGACAUGGAGUAGAUCUUUACAAAGGCAUACCUCUGAAAUUUUACAGUGUAGUUCAGAAAAUUCAGACUUGUUUCAAAAUAGUUUAACUGUGAAUAUAGGACAAGGUGCGUCAUUAAGUGACAUUAUUCACGAGUGGUUUCGGGAAAUUCAACAUUUGUUUCCUUACGAGGCAUCUUGUUUGGAUUCUUCUCCAUGUAGCAAUAUAUUAACGAUGAUAAAUGCAGGCCACCACUCCAUAGGGUGUUCAAUUAAAAGAUGCAGUGGUAAAAUUAAACUGCUUUGCAUGUACGAGGGAGGCGCUGAGUAUCCCCCGGUGUACAAACCAGGCGCCCCCUGUACAAAGUGUUCCGACGAGGCUGCCUUUUGUGAGAACGGGCUUUGUGUUGCGUGUAACCCAACUACAGAGAGUUGCGACUGCAGAAAGACUUGUAAUAAACCCUUGAUAGGCCAAGGAACUCUAGACAACAGUACAUGUACUUGUACCUGUAGUUCUGGAAUGGGUCCGAAUUGUGACGAGGAAUGUAAGAAUCAAAACAUGUAUGAAAAUUGGGACAUCUGCGAGGAAGUGACUGAGGCCGAGUGUAAUUCGCCAUAUCCAGAGGAAAGAGAAAUGUUCGAAGAGUUCUGUCCCCUGAAAUGUGGGGCAUGUAAUACUUUUCCAUACAGCCAAAUUUUCUCAGCUUUGAUGAGGAGAAGUAGAGGGAAGUAACAAAAGUAAUGAGAAUUUUUCAGU